AUGAGAUGGCGAGUUUGGAAGGAGAAGAAGAUAUGCGAUGUCUUGACAAAGAGCCUCGUAUUACAUAAUCCGCCGAUUCGAACCACGAACCCGUUCUUGUUUGUGAUUCAGACGAAGCAUCACUCCCGCGACGUCCUCCCGAACAAUCGACCAGCAGGUCAAUCAAGACGAACACUGCUUCCAACUCAAAGCGUCCGCCUCGUGCUGAGACAACCCGUCGUGUCCUCCCUCUAUUUCCGAUCGUUCGACACAUCCCACAACACACCAUCAACAUGGCUGGAGGCGCCCCGAGGCCAGGAGGCAUUCCUCCUAUUCGCGUUCAUCGUUUUCUUGGAACAGCCCUCGGCGCUGGAAUGUGGUUCUUCGUAUGUUCCAUCUCGCCUCAUGGACUUCAGAUUGAUGUACCGGGCAAAGAAGGACGGUCCCGUUCUCUUGGGCUGGAAACACCCCUGGGAACAUUGA
Sodiomyces alkalinus F11 is the source of this 462-nucleotide messenger RNA. RefSeq lists its product as hypothetical. The record is from RefSeq and is a predicted model, not a curated record. The transcript is spliced from 5 exons. NCBI's taxonomy places the organism in Eukaryota, Fungi, Ascomycota, Sordariomycetes, Glomerellales, Plectosphaerellaceae. Bases 1 to 462 code for a protein of 153 amino acids.